Messenger RNA from Capsella rubella, 2085 nucleotides. Its product is annotated as calcium-binding mitochondrial carrier protein SCaMC-1. NCBI's taxonomy places the organism in Eukaryota, Viridiplantae, Streptophyta, Magnoliopsida, Brassicales, Brassicaceae. The record is from RefSeq and is a predicted model, not a curated record. The transcript is spliced from 5 exons. Gene Ontology annotation, molecular function: calcium ion binding; ATP transmembrane transporter activity. The coding region runs from base 339 to 1850 and encodes 503 amino acids. Gene Ontology annotation, biological process: transmembrane transport.
CUCCGCACCAUUGGAGAGAUUGGCCCCUUCCCACACCUCUCUCUUCUUCUUCCUUCUUCUUCUUCUUCUUCUUCUUCUUCUUCAUUGAGCUUCACCUGCAUCAGCACAAAUUCUCAAUCCCUUUUUCAAAUUUAGAUCCUUUCUUUUCUUACUUCAAUCUGUUGUAUUCGAUUCAUCUCUCUUCACUCGAAUAACGGAUUUUGAGAUUCUCUCUGACGUUUCGGGUUUUAAAUGUUGAGCGUUUUGGUAGAUUCAUUGCAGAUCUGAAUAAGAGGAUGAUAUGAUCACAAACCCAGAUACGAAAAAUCUGAUUUUUUUGCAAUUCUGAUUUAUUGAUCAUGUCGACGACGACGACUCAUGGCGUGGAGCAUGUUGGUUUACCGACGAAAAUGGAAGCGAAGAAAUCGAAACAGGGUUGUUGCAACCCGGUUAAGAAACCCGGACCCGUUUCAAUGGAUCAUGUUCUCUUAGCUCUCCGUGAGACGAGAGAGGAAAGGGAUUUACGAAUCAGGAGCUUAUUCAAUUUCUUUGAUUCUGAGAAUGUUGGUUACUUGGAUUGUGCUCAAAUCGAGAAGGGCUUGUGCGCUCUUCAAAUCCCGAGUGGGUAUAAAUACGCUAAGGAGUUGUUUAGGGUUUGUGACGCGAAUCGAGACGGGCGUGUUGAUUAUCAUGAGUUUCGUAGAUAUAUGGAUGAUAAGGAGCUUGAGCUGUAUAGAAUAUUUCAAGCUAUUGAUGUUGAACAUAAUGGUUGCAUUUCUCCUGAGGGGCUCUGGGACUCGCUCGUUAAGGCCGGGAUUGAGAUAAAUGAUGAGGAGCUAGCUCGUUUUGUGGAACACGUUGAUAAGGACAAUGAUGGAAUCAUUCUGUUUGAAGAAUGGAGGGAUUUUCUUUUGCUCUACCCUCAUGAAGCUACCAUUGAAAAUAUAUACCACCAUUGGGAAAGAGUAUGCCUUGUUGAUAUUGGAGAACAAGCUGUUAUUCCAGAAGGCAUUAGCAAACAUGUAAAAAGGAGCAACUAUUUCAUCGCAGGUGGCAUAGCCGGUGCAGCAUCUAGGACGGCAACUGCACCUCUAGAUCGCUUAAAAGUUCUAUUGCAGAUUCAGAAAACUGAUGCUAAAAUCCGAGAAGCCAUAAAGAUGAUAUGGAAACAGGAUGGGGUACGGGGGUUUUUCCGAGGUAAUGGGUUGAAUAUUGUGAAGGUAGCACCAGAGAGUGCCAUCAAGUUCUAUGCGUAUGAGCUUUUCAAAAAUGCUAUUGGUGAAAACAUGGGUGAAGACAAAGCGGAUAUAGGCACAACCGCUAGACUUUUUGCUGGAGGCAUGGCUGGUGCAGUGGCUCAAGCCUCUAUAUACCCUCUGGAUCUUGUGAAAACUCGGUUGCAGACUUGCACGAGCCAAGCAGGUGUUGCUGUUCCCAAGCUUGGAACACUCACCAAAGACAUAUUGGUUCAUGAGGGUCCACGUGCCUUUUACAAAGGUCUUUUCCCUUCUCUUCUUGGGAUUAUUCCUUAUGCGGGUAUCGACCUUGCUGCAUAUGAGAAAUUAAAGGACUUGUCCCGGAUAUAUAUUCUUCAGGAUGCCGAACCAGGUCCACUUGUGCAACUAGGUUGUGGAACAAUCUCAGGAGCUCUUGGAGCAACCUGUGUUUAUCCUUUGCAGGUUGUGAGAACAAGAAUGCAAGCGGAACGGGAAAGGACCUCGAUGUCGGGAGUAUUCAGGAGGACAAUAAGUGAAGAAGGUUACAAAGCACUCUACAAAGGGCUUCUACCGAACCUUCUAAAGGUUGUUCCUGCUGCAAGCAUUACAUAUAUGGUUUACGAAGCUAUGAAAAAGAGUCUAGAACUUGAUUGAUUAGUGGCUUCAUCACUUGAUUUUGAUAUUGACGAAAGAGUGGGAAUAAUAAAAGGAGAACCUAUAAAAAAACUAGUUAUCUUUAACAUUACAUAAUUCUUGUAAACAUCAUUUGUACGAGAUAUAAAUACUAUAAUAUUCUUGUUUCCCCAAACUUUCAGAAUUUUUUGUAAGUGUAGAAAGCUCACUUUAAUCUUUACUUUUGAGCUGAGGAAAUUGUAGUGAUGCUUCUUGA